UUUCAGUUCGUAUUCUGUCGGUCCUCGGUCAUGUUCUAUUCGAGGGACAUAACGAAUUCGUAUCUUGUGUUUUGAAAGUGAUUGCUAUCUAUUCAAUAAGCAGUGAAAUGUAUUAGAAUGCGGCCAAUCGCAAUAUUUGAGAGAGAAAAAUAAAAGUAUUGUGUUGCCAAAAUUUCUAUUUCAUCAAGAUAACAAAAGAAAGAAAUACCAAAUUUCCCCCUAAAAUGUGUCGAAUCCCCAUUUUGAUUCAAACCUCGGAAUUUGUUAAGAUUCAAAUAUGAUUCUCGGUUUUUUGAAAAACAAAAGAGUGAAAGUGUAAUCCUAUCCUAACGUUCCUGCAAUUCCUCCAAACAAAACAAACAUCCACAUUCCAAACCGCGCAAUGAUGGAUUACAACGAUUUGUCAAUUUACAACCAAACCGAUUUGGAUGGUUCGACGGCAACGAUACCCAAUCGAUCCUUAAACAUCGACUUGCAACAACAUCAGCAACAGUAUCCGAAAAUAAUUGAAGUCGCUGCCCAUUAUCUCAGUUUUUACUAUACCCCGGUGUUAGUUUUUGGCGGCAGUAUCGGAAAUAUCCUUUCGGUGUUUGUGUUCUUCAAAACCAAGCUCAGAAAAUUAUCAUCGAGUUUCUAUUUGGCAGCACUGGCUGUUAGUGAUACCUUCUUUUUGUUUGGCUCAUUUGCAUCGUGGCUGAGCUAUGUGGACGUGAAUGUUUAUCAUCGCGAGUUUGUUUGUCAGUUUUUUGUAUUUUUUAGUAGCUUGUGUAGCUUCUGUUCGGUUUGGUAUGUUGUGGCCUUUACUGUUGAACGGUUUAUAGCUGUGAUGUAUCCUUUGAAGCGGCAAACUAUGUGUACGGUGAGGAGGGCGAAAAUGGUGCUGGCUGGGAUAACAUUGGUCGGAUGUUUGCAUUGUGCGCCGUAUCUUUUGGUUUCGGUACCAAAGUAUGAUCCGGCGACUAAUUCGUCGAUAUGUAAUGUGCGGACUGAGUAUAAGGACUUUGUAACAACUUUAAACUAUGUCGAUACUGUUGUGGUCUUUGGUAUCCCCCUAACUACAAUUGCAAUACUGAACACAUUCACAGGAUGCACAGUUUGGAAGUUUGCAACUGUAAGACGAACUAUGACAUUACAAAAACGGAAAACACAAAUUACACGAAGUCCUUUCUCAUCAACCUACCGCACAAGCACAGUGAAAAGACAAAAUUCAGUUCUGUCAGAUUUUUCACAUCCCAAUGGUCAUAAUAGCUGUGGAUCACAUCGAGAAUCAAAAUCUAAAGCAGGUAGACGACCAAUGACAAACUCAUCACAGCUAAAAGUCACAAAGAUGUUGUUGAUUGUGUCAACUGUUUUUGUUUUCUUGAAUCUGCCGAGUUACUUUUUAAGGGUGAAGAUGUUUCUUGAGUACCUAAGCUUAAUAUGGUAUAACAAAGAAUGAAGAUACACGGAACCGGUAACCGGACAGAAGGAAAACCGGACAGAAUGCAAAUUUUUGUGAAUUAUUUCACUUGAAAAGCAAUUUCAAGAAAAUAAACUUUUCAAUAACUUUUCAUGUUUGGAUCAUUGAUUUAAUGGCCAGUUGCUCACCUCACCUGAAUUUUAUUUAAUAUACACAGAAUUUCUGGCUCCUGUAACAGAUGGUGCAAGUCAAACAGAAUAUUGAAGGGAAAUAACUUCACAAGUUGAAUACUGAAGAUAAGGGCGAAAAACUGGUGGAAGUAGUCAAAGUAUAAGUUUACUUUGAAAUAACGAUUAAUUAUAAUCUGAAAAUGGAAAAACACCUCAUACCAAAGAAUUCAAGAAAAAAAAAAAAAAAAAAAAACAUCCUUAGUUUAAGAACAACUUUUCAGGCCAGCAAUUAUGAAAAAGGUGCUACAUUAACUAUUUACUUCAUCAAAAUACUUUUCCAUUGAUAUGAAUAUGAUAUUGCCAACAGCGGGUGACUAAGGUUCACUAAAUGUUUUGCUUGAUAUCUUGAGUUAUGGGUUCGAGUUCCGU
Messenger RNA from Episyrphus balteatus (marmalade hoverfly), 1998 nucleotides. RefSeq names its product neuropeptides capa receptor (gene CNMaR). The transcript is spliced from 5 exons. The coding region runs from base 383 to 1438 and encodes 351 amino acids. Gene Ontology annotation, cellular component: plasma membrane. Gene Ontology annotation, biological process: G protein-coupled receptor signaling pathway. NCBI's taxonomy places the organism in Eukaryota, Metazoa, Arthropoda, Insecta, Diptera, Syrphidae. Gene Ontology annotation, molecular function: G protein-coupled receptor activity. The record is from RefSeq and is a predicted model, not a curated record.